AAGGCACUGUCUCACUCUUGAGUGUAGGCCAGUGUAGUGUGGUAUCACCAUCAUUAUUAUUAUAACUAUUAUUAUUUUAAUAACAACAACAACAUUAAAAACAACAAUAAUAAUAAUUAGAAUUCGUCUGUACCUUUUGAGUUAAAUAAAGGAACACGGAAAAAACACGGAAUCAGCAACCUAAAGAAACCCAAAGGACACACGGACACGCGCACGCGUGCACGCAGCCUCCGCCGUAGUCCGCAGUUGCAUUGAGAAUAAACAGAAAGGUAGUGCACUGGCAGACAGUCUUCACAUGCCUGGACAUAGAUACAUGGCGUCCUCCCGUUGAAUUGAUGCUGUGCAUACUGACGGGAUAUUCGAGCCAAUAAUAACAUUAGCACAUCAUAAUAAAAGACAGCAAAUGUCAUUAUUGUAUCGGUGGCUGUGAGGAUUCAGCGCCCAUCGCAUCGCCAGUCAGGUUGAAUCGAGAUAAAGACGAUGGAUGGAGGCGCAUCCAGCUCCAUUGCUGCAAAUACGGUGGAUUUUUCUCUUUUUUUUUUGCUCUCCCUCCCCAUCGCGUCCUUCCAACCAUCACCACCACCAUCAUCCGCAUGUAGCAAGGUGUCUUUGAGACGGUUUAAGGACAUCUGGAGGAAAUGAGUAGAAGGGACUAUUUUGACUCAACGCCUGUCAAGAUGAAGGCAUUACUGAGAAGACCUGUUCUUGUAGACUCAACUGAUUAGAUUGUCAUUCAUGAGAGCAACACAGACAUCACUUCGUUGAGAACCGUCAUCAAAAGUCAAUACCUCUUUCAUCUUAAUGUAGGAAUACUUUGCUGAAUUUACCCAGAUUUCAACAUCAAGUCAAAUCCACCAGGACAGGAGUAUGCUAUCUGCACCUUUUCACAGAAUACUACGACCCCUGCUGUUUGGCACAUUUGUACUGGGAUGCUUUGUCACUCUGUUUUUGAUGUAUUUUAAACCGUCCACCAGCUGGCUAUCAGGUUCUGUAGAGUCAACAAUUUCCACAGACAGAGUCAAGAACCUCUUCUCCAACAAGAGUGACAAGAAUGUGACGACAGUGCUGAUCUGGCUCUGGCCGUUUGGACAAACGUAUGACCUGAAUGUCUGCAGCUCCGUGUUUAACAUCGAGGGCUGUUUUAUCACAGCAGACAGGAACUUCUUCAAUAAGUCUGACGGGGUCAUCAUUCAUCAUCGAGACAUCUGCUCUGAUCUGUCCAAUCUGCCACCACUGCAGCGACCGUCCUUCCAGAAGUGGAUAUGGAUGAACCUGGAGUCGCCGUCACACUCGUCCCAGCUGUCUGGGAUUGAGAACCUGUUCAAUCUGACUCUCAGUUACCGUCAAGAUGCUCACAUUGAAGUGCCUUAUGGGAGCAUUGUACCAGCAGAAGGUGAGGAGGACUUUGUCCCACCAAGCAAGACCAAGUUGAUCUGCUGGAUUGUGAGCAACUGGAACGCAGACCAUGUGCGGUCGAAAUACUACAAUGAGCUGUACAAACACAUCGAGGUUCACGCAUAUGGACAAGCCUUUGGGGAAUACAUAGCUGAUCAGGAUUACUUCCCCACCAUUGCCAGCUGUAAGUUCUACCUGGCUUUUGAAAACUCCAUCCAUAAAGACUACAUAACUGAGAAACUGUACAACCCACUCUCGGUGGGGACAGUCCCAGUGGUUCUGGGCCCGUCUAGGCAAAACUACGAGAACUUCAUCCAGGGUGACGCCUUCAUCCACGUGGAUGACUUCCCUUCACCCAAGGAACUGGCAGAUUACUUGCUGCUCCUAGACAAGAACGAGAACAUGUACCUCAGGUACUUUGAGUGGCGGCGGCACUUUAAAGUUAAAAAGGUCAACUUUUGGGAAGAGCACACAUGUCUGGCUUGUGAUUACUUGCGUAGGCACAAAGAAUAUAAGACAUUCAAUAAUCUUGACAAGUGGUACUGGGGUGGGUAGAGAUUUGGGGGGUUACCAAGCGUUUGAUGUGUUGGAGAGGGCAGUGCUUUAAGAUCUUUAAUCCUUUGUUUCAAACUGUAGACUAAAUGUAAGGAAUGGACAUUGUCAACCAGAAGUGCUCUGCUGGUUCUUGAGGUAACUGUGACUAUAUGUAAUUCUUUGGAGAAAUAGACUACGUCAAUUCAUAGCUAAAGAAAUGUUUUCCCACAUGGGUCAAGAAUCAUCAAUUUCAUAAUUUCAAUUCCAUUAAGAGGAAAAUGGAUGAUUACAUCAUUGGAUACAUUGUCCACAUACCUGCAGGUAGACUGGAAUUAUCCAUGAGCUUUCAUAUGAAUAUGCUACUUCUGAAACCAGUGGAACAUUUCUGGCCCCAGUUCCCAUUUUUUCACUUGUUAUCAAAGUUUAUUCCUAAUAUUUGGCUUAGUUUGAAAAAAAGAGUUCUAAUAAUUAAUGAUCAGUGGUCCAAUGUCUAACCUGAUUUUUUUUUCCUUUGUCAGCGAUUCUAUGCCUUAUUUUGCAUUUUGCAUCAUUUUAGUAUAAUUUAAUUAGUAAAUAUAGUUUUUUUAUAUUUUUAUACAAUUAUGUUUCUAACACAAAACCAUUUGUAGCUAUUUUAAGUUUUCCAAUCCAGUGUGUCUCUCUUUAUUUUUAUUACGAUUCUCGAGAAAAUACCACACAACAAACCUUGCUAUAGAGUUGAUUGCAGGACAGUAGAGAGACAAAAAAAGUGAAAAGGUCGUGUAAUAUUCAUUUAGAAAUCAAAAUUCCAUCUGUGCUAGUGACGCAGUCACCUGUGUGGUGUUUACUAAACUCAAAUGUGAAAGUUGUUGAAUCUUGUCAUGUACAUAUAGUGUCGUGGGGUUUUUUUUAAACUAGCUGUGAUUUCUUUUUAUUUCCUCUGUAUUUUUGUAUUUCUGCAUUUGCACAGUCAAUCCAACGGUUUCCUAUGGUAACGCGUGUAAAGACAGAAGCUCUGCCACGGCGUUUGUGUGGCAGCCGAUGGCAUAUGGUGAUCAUUAGCCCAGUCGUCCAUGACAGCAGCUGUGACUCUGAGAAGGAGGUUACUAUUUUAAACGUAUUGUGAAAUUGUUCAUUGUCACAUGUGAUUUGUCACAGUGCAGUCAGAUCCCAUGUGAAGGAUUAUACCGCAAUGUGAAAUUCCCACACCUAUCGUUAUGUUGCAUUCUGAUUUUAUCUAAGUCUGUAAUUUUUUUUUCAUCUGAAUGUGGUGGUAGAACAAGGAUCAAAUGGAUACAUGUCUGUUUAAAUAACAGUUUUUUUUUGUGAACUGUCACAUUCCAAACUGACAGGGUUCAUCAUUUUGUACCCAAUGGUUAAAGCAAAUGUGAAUUAGACCUGAUCAUUCCAGUGAGCUCUGCUGGCAUGUCCAAUAACAUGGGGGGCCAAUGACAGACACAACCAUUGAAAAAAUGUUGACAUGAAACAUUCUAUUGUUUAUCACUUUGUGAUAACCCCAAACGCCUGUGAAGUAGCCUUUGUCGCACACAGUAAAAAACAUAAGCUAACUGGCUAAAGGUGGGAAGUGUAGCUAAUCCAGUGUGUUUACAUGACAAUAGGGGAAAUCAGAUUAUCACACCUUUACAACAAUUAAAUGUGCAGCAUCUAUAAAAUAUACAGUGCAGGAAAAUACUUAUUUUUAUAUACCUCUAACAAACAUUGGCUACCCGUUACUGUUUCAGCUGUUUUUAGCUAAUAGUAGCAUUAGCUCCAUUCUUAAAGAUUUGGUCCUGGUACCGCCUUCUUGCUUUUUCUGUUCUUCAAGACUUUAAGACUAAAUGUGAACAUUUUUUUAGCGUUUAUAUCUUUGUAAUUAUCACAUUCAUUUAACAGGUGCCAUCUGAAUGGUGAUGUAAAGUGUUUGAACCAAGGGAUUGAUGCCAAAAUAUUCUAGCACUAGAGCUACAGCUAGAAUAAUGUAGCCUACACCGAUCAAGGCUACAGCUAUAAUCCUGCCGUCCCAGGAGAGUGGAGGUAUUGCUGGCACUUUCCUGCCACCACCUCACCCUAGUGAGCCAAUCAGAUGCAAAAUAGGUGCAGUGCUUGUUUGCAAAUCACAAGAAAAUGCUGCAGAGUGCAUUUGACUAUAACUUGAUAUCAAGUGGUGAGCUGCUUGGAAUCGAUUGGCAGGUCACAUGCAGCCUGUGGGCCUUGAGUUUGAUAUCUCUGGGUUACACUACACUGCUGUUUUGGGAGUUGCUAUUUGCAUGUAGCUAUUGUUUCUGUGCUUUUCUUUUACUCUCCUGUUUACAGCACAACAUCAGCUGUGAUACCACCAACAACAGAUGCCCGUCUGUAGACACCGCAGCACACAUACCUUUAAUCAAAACAACAUUUUCACCAAACAAAGUGUCUGACAGAAAUCUGCAGCUACUAAUGACAAUUUCUAACAGCGGUACUGUGAUACUGUAUAUUAUCUCAUUUUAUGCAAGAUAAGCCUUCGGGUUCUUGGUCAGACACAAGUCAAAACAUGAGCCGUUGUCAUUUUAAUAUUUCUGCGUCGUCAGAAGGGACCAUGGACGUAGAUAAUGAAUGUCUGAAUUAUUUUUUUGAGACGUUGACAGCUGCCAUAAAGAAACCUGUUGUAGCUCACACGGACGAUUCCUGUGUGUGGACUGAACAGAUGGAGCUUCAGUGGAGGACGGAGAAGAGUGCAUUGUGUAUAUAUAUUUUUAAUGUUCAAAUCUCUCUGCAACAAACAAGUGUUGCCAGGCAGUGAAUGUGAUUUUGCUGUACUUUAGUCAGUAACAGUUUAAGAGACUGAGUGGACAUGAAAGGAGACACUUGCGACACCAGAGACAGUGGUGUCAGAGUUCAUCUAAGGUGGGCGGUAUUCAUCUGUUACGACAGUUUUACAUGGAAGAAGCUUUUAUUUACGGAAACGAACGGAAUGGAGGAGAAAGUCUUCUUCAUGUGCACACAGGAUAUGACACUUUAUUUGGAGUUGUGUGAUUUACUGUGCUGGUGACCGUGUAUGUCUUAGGUGAAGCUUUUGUGAAAUCUUCAGUUGAAAGUGCCACUCAUGGUUUCAUAUUGUACAGUCCACCCUUAAAAAAAAGCAAAAACAAAGGUUUUAUGUCAAAUGUGGUGAGUACAUUUAUGGAAAAGGGUGGCUUAUUUUUUCUGUUUUCUGUCAUUUUUCUUUUUUUUUUUUUUUUUUUUUGCACAAAAACACAGCCCAGUGGAGCUGUGUUUUUCUGUGACCCCCAUGUCUAAGACAGUAAGUGUGUCCCAGCACUCGAGUGAUCCAGGAUACCUCUGGUUGUCGUCUGAGCCGCCUCCUUCAAAAACACUUGAUGAAAUUCUCCAGAUAUGUUCACUUGUCUGCCAGUUAGCUGAUCAGCAAUCAGUGAUUCAAUCAGUACAUUUUUAUUUUUGCCAAAUCAAUGUAUUUUGCCAAAUGUGUUUUAACUGUAGAUGUCUGGUAGUGUCCAAAAAAAUAAAGAUUCUGACAAAUGGGUAAAUGGUGCAUGCAAUAUUUUCUUUUUCUUAAUGGAAAUGUUUUUUAUGGAAAUUUCUUUAUAGAAUGUUUUAUCAAAAAAUAAAUCCUAUUACAUCAGUGUUA
Molecule: messenger RNA, 5533 nt
Organism: Cynoglossus semilaevis (tongue sole)
Lineage: Eukaryota; Metazoa; Chordata; Actinopteri; Pleuronectiformes; Cynoglossidae
Gene: fut9a
Product: fucosyltransferase 9a
Exons: 3
Coding region: 868-1950 (360 amino acids)
Cellular component (GO): membrane
Molecular function (GO): alpha-(1->3)-fucosyltransferase activity
Source: RefSeq, a predicted model, not a curated record